AUGCUCGCCCUUCGCGCCCCCCAGACCGCCGUCAAAUGCGCGGUUCGUGAAACCGCCGCCUCCCAACGAGACUGCUGUUGUGCUGCCAUGCUCGAGUGGUCUGGUCUGGUGGUUGCUUUGUUUUACGAGGCCCUCCCCCCCCCCCGGCCUGCCUCCACGACCCAUCAAAUCUUCAUCCUCGUCCUUGUCCUCGUCCACGGGCCACUCUUGCCGCUCCGACUGAUGUCCCAUUGUCGAGCCAAGGCCUCGCUCCCCCUGCAUCCCUUGCCCGGCCUCGUACAAACACAGAGACGAAACCUCGUCGCCGACGGGCUCUAUCCUUUGUCAUCGCCAACCUACCGAGUCUUGCGCAUCGUCACAACUAUUUCUUCACCGGCAGUUCCUUCACCAUCGAGCCCUCAAACCAACGUCCCGACUCCGCGCCCUGGCCAAGGCGCCGCUGCCUCCAUGCAGUUCUCGCCCCCUCCCGACGUCGAUACCCUCUCGACAAAGCUUCCUCCGUUGAAUAAUCAUGAUACCGACAAGAUUCUCCCAUCGCUCAGCAGUGUGACUGGCGUCCAUGGCUUCAGGGGCGAUCCCAUCCUCGACCACCAAAACUUCCGUUCGCAAUCACCACACUGGCCUCCGUUGAGCGGCCCUUUAGCCUACCGCCAACCACCCAAUUUUUCCACUCGCCGGGCGGACAGUCCAGCUACCAUGGACCUCGAUGGCAGCAAUAGCGUAACCAGCGCGCCGUCGCCGGAUCGUCACAGUUCCAAUAACAGUUUGAAUUUGGACGACCCAGACGUUCGAUUAGCGGCAGAAGCGCUUGGCGACCUCCGAGCAGAUUUCGUUUCGUCGCCGCCAGAUACGGCUAGCCUGGCCCCAAUGAGCCCAACCAUCAAUAGCCACCAUCGAACAUCAUCCUCCCAGUCCAGAUCACCUCAGCCCGAACCAUUAUUAUCCCUUCUGACGACUGCUCAUCCACUCGUGGCUAGUACAAUUGGAGGGGCUAGUUUUGCAUACGGCGGGGCCAAGAAUUUCUCCCCGCGGUUCAAGUCCGGUGCUGAAUACGUCGAAGGUUACCUAACGCCGCUUGCCAAAACUGUGAACUCGGUUGGCCGAGUCACAGGUGUUGAAGGUGGCGUGCGUUGGUUCCUGGGCAACAGACGCCAGCCCAACUCAGCUGAUUCCGAUGCCAAUGGCAAUUCCAAGAAGCGGCGAAAAGUUGGUCAAGAGAGCGAUGGUGCCAACAAGAAGAGCAGGGAUAUGACAAGUGGCGAUACCGACAUGUCUCCGUCUACACCGAAAAGUGAAAGAAGAUUGUCGUCGGCUAGCACCGUAGAUACCCUGCCCGCCUACGACGAGAUGAGGUCGCCGGCCUACACCGAGAUUGAGGCUGGAUCACAACAAGCGCCGCGGUCCACCCCCUCCAAUGCCUCCUGGCCAUCUCGCCUCAUCAUGUCGACAUCAGGAUUAAGCGUCGCCAUGAGCGCUGAGAGUUUACGGAGCUUGAAGUACUGCCUCAAGUGGCUUCGUUGGACAAAUGACCACAUGAGCCAGGUGAUUGGCAACCUGAAGACUACACUGGAGGAAUACGAGAAUACUGCCCAGCGGCAAAUCGAAAACUCGGAAUCCGGCAAAUCGCAAAGCUCCGCCGACGCGCCUGACAAUGCCGACGGUCAAUCCAACGGACAAACCCCAGAACAAGCCCGCACCGAGCUGACUAACAAGAUCAAUACACUCAAGGUUGAUGUUCUGAAGACUCUUCAGGAAACCAUCAAUACCGUGUCCAAAUAUGCCGGCGGCGCCUUGCCCGAGAACGCUCGCAUCCUUGUGCGCCGGCAUCUAACGAGCCUGCCCCAACGCUUUCGAUUAGCCAGCAUGUCAGACACGUCCUCGGAAGGCGGCGAGAAGGAUAGCGACUCGGCGGUGCGUGAAGGCGCUCAAAAGGUUUUGGUCUUGGCAAAGGAAGGUCUGGAGAUGGUGACGCAGAUCACUGGCGUCUUGGACGGCACCAUUGUCAGUGCUGAACAAUGGUGUGAGCGCAUGGGGAAACGGCGACGGCCUACGAACGAUGGCGAUCAGCUUGAGUCCCCUCGAUUUGAGCCGCCCGCCACCGUUAUUGAGGCUAAUGGCGAUGUGAAAAUGGCUCCUUAA
Messenger RNA from Metarhizium robertsii ARSEF 23, 2139 nucleotides. RefSeq names its product clock controlled protein. The coding region runs from base 1 to 2139 and encodes 712 amino acids. Gene Ontology annotation, molecular function: transcription corepressor activity. The record is from RefSeq and is a predicted model, not a curated record. Gene Ontology annotation, biological process: regulation of transcription by RNA polymerase II; phospholipid biosynthetic process; endoplasmic reticulum unfolded protein response. Gene Ontology annotation, cellular component: nucleus; endoplasmic reticulum. The transcript has 3 exons. Lineage: Eukaryota; Fungi; Ascomycota; Sordariomycetes; Hypocreales; Clavicipitaceae.